Messenger RNA from Colius striatus (speckled mousebird), 1808 nucleotides. RefSeq names its product RAB28, member RAS oncogene family (gene RAB28). The transcript is spliced from 7 exons. NCBI's taxonomy places the organism in Eukaryota, Metazoa, Chordata, Aves, Coliiformes, Coliidae. The record is from RefSeq and is a predicted model, not a curated record. Gene Ontology annotation, cellular component: endosome; Golgi apparatus. Bases 330 to 998 code for a protein of 222 amino acids. Gene Ontology annotation, molecular function: GTPase activity; GTP binding.
UUCGCGCGGCCGCUGGCGGGGGGGAGAGAAGUGUAGGCGUCGCGGGUGUCUUCUGCUUGCGCGUCCCGCGGCUGUACAAAUUGUGCCUGUGGCGCCCGCCUGCGAGUUCCUUUCUCCCCCUUUCCUCCUCUCUCUCGUUGGUUUCGUCCCGUACGGGCCAUAGCGACGGUGGGCGCGCUGAGGGAAGAUGGCGGCGCCGGCCCUUGUACCGCUGUCGCCUCCGUGAGCGCGGCGUUCGCUCCUUUCCCCCUUCCUCUCCUCGUUCCGGUGCCCCGUCCCUCCCGGCUGCCCCUCGUCUCUUCUCCUCCACUGCUGGGAGCGCAGGGGCCAUGUCGGACUCGGAGGAGGAGGAGAGUCCGGACCGCCAGCUCAAGCUAGUAGUGCUGGGGGACGGCACCACUGGCAAGACGUCGUUAGCCACACGUUUUGCCCAAGAAACAUUUGGAAAACAGUACAAACAAACCAUAGGACUGGACUUCUUCUUGAAAAGGAUAAUAUUGCCAGGAAAUUUGAAUGUUACUCUUCAAGUGUGGGAUGUAGGGGGUCAAACGAUAGGAGGCAAAAUGCUGGAUAAAUAUAUUUAUGGAGCUCAGGGUAUUCUGUUGGUUUAUGAUAUUACCAAUGGCCAGAGUUUUGAAAAUUUAGAAGACUGGUAUAAUGUGGUAAAAAAAGUGAAUGAAGAAUCAGAAACACAGCCACUUGUGGCCUUGGUUGGAAAUAAAAUUGACUUGGAGCAUAUGCGCACAGUGAAAGUUGACAAGCACCAACAAUUUUGUCAGGAGAACAAUUUCAGUAGCCAUUUCGUGUCAGCCAAGACAGGAGAUUCUGUCUUCCUGUGUUUUCAGAGAGUUGCUGCUGACAUACUUGGCAUCAAAUUAAACAAAGCAGAAUUAGAACAAUCGCAGAGAGUGGUGAAGGCAGAUAUUGUCAACUACAGUCAGGAGCCUGUGACAAGAACCGUUAAUCCUCCUAGAAGCUCAAUGUGUGCAGUUCAAUGAUGAUGCUGUUGUUCUCUGUUUUGAUACCUUUGACCAUCUUCCUACCUUGACACUGGCUCUGGGAUUACCAGGAACUUGGUUUUAACAGUGACCAUUGCAACAAUGCAAUUAGAGGUUUCAAAAACGUGUUACACAUUUUAUGUUGAGAAGCAGCAGUUUCUUCACUGGCCAGAGUUCAAACAUGAGACCACACACUUUGAAAAAUUAAGAUCUAUAUUCUUUUAAAUUAUAUUUAAAUAAAGUGGUAUAACUGUGUCUAUAUGUUUCCUUCUAUCUCCUAUCUAUUUGACUGAUAUGGGAGUAAAAAUGUGUGAAGGAGUCCUGCAUUCAAAAUGCUUUUAAAGACACGACCAUGGAAGGGUGUUUUGCCAAAGUAUUUUAAAAUUUUUUCUCUCCUUUUUUCUCCUGUGAUCUGAACUAACAUUCAGCAAAAUGUAACUUGGAAAAGCUGUUGCUGGAAUAAUUUUAAGCACAUGAUAUAUUUUAUCUAGGGAUAGUUUAGAAAUUAUUUCAUUAAUAUAUAUUCAUAGUCAAAAGGUAUAAAUUGUAUCCUAUAAGAAACAGUGCUUGAAAUAAAGCUGUAAUAUAAAAAUAGUUAACUUUCCUGAAGUCUCAAGUUGUCUCCGUGGAUGCUCUGAAAAAUACUAGUGGUUUUGUGUGUUUUUAUUACCACAUCAGGAUUACUUCUUGCAGUAGUAGAUACACUCAUAUAUCUUCAUGAAUAUGGAUGAACCUCAGUCAACGGUUUGGGCUUUAGAUGUUGAAUGAUAUAUUCAACACGCAUCAGAAACUGCUGAUAGAUAAAGUAGA